This is a messenger RNA of Trichobilharzia szidati, 489 nucleotides long. NCBI's taxonomy places the organism in Eukaryota, Metazoa, Platyhelminthes, Trematoda, Strigeidida, Schistosomatidae. The record is from the annotation of a GenBank genome assembly.
AUGAGCAUUCCAUCUGAAUCCAGUUACUUGACUUGUCCACAUUUUAAAAGUAGAAUAUCAGAUGUUAGCGCUGAUACUACUACUCUUAUAAAUAAUAGUAGUGAAAUAGAUCAAACUGGCAUAUUUCAUCCUAAAAUUGGAGGAGAAUUUUGCACUACAAUUCCUCGUUGUUCAGCAAAAUUUAUACACAAUAAUCAAAAAGGCAUUAACAGUAAGAGAAUACUUCAGUACAGAAAUUCUUUAGUAUUUCAUUAUGAGCAUGAAAACGAUGUUGAUAACAAUAAUAAUGCUGUUUGUUUAAAUGAACUCCGAUUGAAUUCUAUGUUCAAUAAAAGUCAAGUUUGUUGCAGUGAAUCUGAUAUUAAUAAUAAUAAUAAUAAUUCGUAUGAAUAUUUUAAAUUCCCAUGCCAUCAUCACUUACUAUACUGUAAUCAAUUUAUCAAUAACAAUAUUAAUAAGAAUUGUGAUAAUAAUAAUAAUAAUUACUAA